GCAACAUGUCAACAACUUAUGUCUGAUUUACCUACAUCCAGAAUUACUUCGGCAACUGCUUUUGAUAGAGUUGGUGUUGAUUUUGCGGGUCCAUUCAAUGCAGUACAUUUGGAAAAGGUAGAUGGAUUAAGUACUGAAGAUUUCAUUGCUACAUUAAGAUGUUUUAUUUCUCGUCGAGGACAUCCAAGCAUUAUCAGUAGCGAUAACGGUACAAACAAUAAAUUGUGUGAGCUGUAUAAACUAGUUAAGCAACCUGAUCAUCAAAACUCAGUUACCUUAUUCUGUCAAUCAAGAAAAAUUCAGUGGAAAUUCAUUCCUCCUGCUUCGCUUCAUCAUGGAGGGUUGUGGGAAUCAAAUAUUAAGUCUACCAAAGGUAUUCUAAAUAAAGUCACAAGAGACAUGUGCUUUGCUGCUGAAGAGCUAAACACUUUAUUUUGUCAAAUUGAAGCCAUUCUAAACUCAAGACCACUUCAAGCUGUCUCCGUGGAUACCACUGAUUAUUCAGCUUUAACCCCUGGACAUUUCUUAAUAGGAAAGCCACUUCUCUCUUUGCCUGAACCAGAACAAACUGAAGUUCCUCUUAAUCGUUUGACUAGGUGUAACCUUAUACAGCAACUUCAGCGAGGAUUUUGGAAACAGUGGACCUUUGAAUACUUAUGUUCGUUACAAAACAAGCCCAAGUGGCGGUUCAAUCAACCCAAUCUGCAAGUGGGUGACCUUGUUGUAGUUAAGGGUAUCCAGACCUCACCUACAUAA
Melanaphis sacchari is the source of this 756-nucleotide messenger RNA. RefSeq lists its product as uncharacterized. Gene Ontology annotation, molecular function: nucleic acid binding. The record is from RefSeq and is a predicted model, not a curated record. The annotation marks the transcript as partial. The transcript is spliced from 2 exons. NCBI's taxonomy places the organism in Eukaryota, Metazoa, Arthropoda, Insecta, Hemiptera, Aphididae.